CGAUCGAUUUGUAUGCCGACCUGGCAGUGUUCUGGGAGGCCACAGGACUCAUUCCGGCGGCGCAGGACAGGCGGUUUCCUGCCAGGACGUCGACCACAGCCCAAGCCAGACCAGACCGCCAUCUGCCACGGGCAACGCAAGAUGGACUCGCCCGUCGCCGACCUGGACUCUGCCUGGAGAGACUGGAAUCCAUAUGAUCAAAACAGGUUUGACGACAUCACGGACGUUGUAUAUGCCGCCACCGAUGCCAUGCAAGUCGGGCAGCUCGUCCAUCAUGCCAACUUUACUCUGUUUGAGGCCAUGUCAGCCAUCGAGAUCAUGGAUCCCAAGAUGGACUCGGGCAUGGAUUUGCCGCCGUCGAUCGGGGAGGUCAAGCUCACGCCAGACGAGAUUGUCUUCCGCACCGUUCCUCCGUCCGAGGAGAUCGGGAUCAUGGACGAGCUUUUGGCUCGGGAGAUGUCAUGGAUAGCCGGCCAUAUGCUGUGUCAAACGGUCUACACUUGUGUGUUUGUGCAUCGACCCCUGAGCAUCCGGUCCCGCUCACUCAAGCCGUACGUCGUUUCGGUUUUGAAGACGAUCCGCCUGAUCAACACCGAUAUCAUCGGCCGGUUUCUGUACGAUGACGAAGACUUUUCCGCCGACACCGCGGGGUUUCCGUUAUGCGAAGAAGUCUCGGCCGAGCGACUCCUCGAGUCGCUCAAACAAGCCGAGUAUAGUCUCGAAACGAUGCUGGAGUCGGCUAGAUCAGCCAAGGACGCUAACGUUGGAACGAUGGCUCCGCAAGGCGAGCCUAGUGAGAAAGCACAGUCGGACUCAAUGAAAGCAUCAAGUCGACACAAAUACACCGAGGCGAUACUGCAUCGGAUACGCUUCCGCCAAGCAUUCUACUCGUCUUUCCUGGCGAUAUCGGGCCAGCAGGACCGGGCGCUGAUUGUUAUCCAUUUACAGCAGGCCUUGGCCGAGUUGGAUAUGAUCGAAAGCAGUCAGCAUCUUGCGGCAGACGUGGGCUAUGCAUUCGAUCCCCUGGUGACUCGGAAGCUGUUUUCUCACGGACUCCCACGAGCCUUGAAGGACAUUUCCAUCCAUGAUUUGAUAGGCGCUUGCCGACUGAUGCUGAGUCAGCUUGUUGAGGUGUUUCAGAUACCAUCCGACGCCAAUGCCGAGAUGCUUCAGAGGUUCCUUCACUAUCGAGCGCGGCGAGCGGACGUGCCCAACAUCAUUGUGCGAUCCUUGACUCAGAAAGCUUUCUUUGCCGAUCCCAGCCGCAUCAACGGUGCUGAAGGAUCCGAGUUGAUCCGGGAGUGGAUCACUUCCGAAUACCCGACAGUGACGUACUUUUCGAUCCGGCACGACGGACUCAACAUCCUCAUUGAAAACUUUCUUGCAGUCGCCAGCAAGCAACUAUCCAAUAUCUUGUGCAUGUACUCGUACAACUCUGCGAGACAACGCCGGCGCAUGUACAAGAUUGCCCUUCUUUGGGACCAGUUCCAGGCCGAGGCGGAACAGCUUGACAUGGAGCUGCAAAACUCGACCUUUUCGGCCGAAUCCCUUGGAGAUCUGUCGCCGUUUUUCCUGUCGUCGUGGGUGUACGCACAGAAACUCGAAAUGUUGACGUGGACGAUGGCGACGGGCUUUGAGCAAGAGAUCUAUCGCCCCUACGAGCUCGUGAUGGUGUUCUGGUACAUGAUCCAUCUCUAUGAAUGUCAGAGCGAGCAUAGCUCUCGCAGCGAUGGUGUCACCCUUGAGCAGCAAGAGUUCCUUCGCUCCGAGCGACAAGCGACUCCUCUGCGAAGCUUUGAUCAGCGACUUGUGCUUGGGAAGAAGCAUCUGGUCACGGCGCUCUUCCAGAUCUCAACGCUGCUCCAUCGACUCGGCAAAUUCGCCAAGCCGGAUCCCGCAUUCUAUCGAGAGGACAUCCACUUCCAGAAUCGAUUCCGAUUUUUCACGAGGCUGUCAUCGCCAGCAUACGGCGACUAUUCCCAAUACCUUACCAGCAUUGAGGCGAUAUCGCGUUUGGAUAUCGAAGCUGUCCUUGAGCUGGGGCGGUUCAACUUGGACAAGGCCAAAGGCUACUUUGAGGGAGCAUCCGAUAUCUACAAGUCGUCGAGUCGCUACUUCGUGCCUGCGAUCCAGGGCGAUGUCGAAAAGGACCUGGCCGCCCUGAUUCAAGUGACCACGGCGAAUCGAGCCUUGUUCGAAUCAGACAAGAUCGGAGCCAUCGGGGGUUACGACUGGACCAGCCACCGAGUCUUUCCUGUGGCGCUCUACAAGCCCUCCUGAGAGAGAAGUCGUCGAUCCAGACCUGGACGCCAGUCAGCGGUGGUGCCAGAAUAGAACGAGUGCGACCAAUGUCUGCACGGCUGCCCGAUGCAACCAGAAGCGUGCGGGGCGUUGCGGAAGUUUGGUGGAAGAAUCGGCGGUCCAUUCCAAGUCCAGGUCCAGGCCCGUGCCCACCACCAGUGGACACGCUGAUGCGAUUGCCAAUGCGAUUGCCGAUGCGACUGCGAAUGCGAUUGCCGACUUGCGCAUCGGAGGGCGGUGGCGACAGCAGCGCUGCUCAUGCACAUGGCGGUGACGCCGAUGCUGAUGCCGUGCUGGUGCUGAUGCCAAAUCGUUGUUGUGAGGCGACGGACCCGUGACGCGCCUGCGUGGCGGUGGUGCUUCCUUGGCGCGGGUGGCGAGGCUUGUGG
Molecule: messenger RNA, 2690 nt
Organism: Polychytrium aggregatum
Lineage: Eukaryota; Fungi; Chytridiomycota; Chytridiomycetes; Polychytriales
Product: Mak10 subunit, NatC N-terminal acetyltransferase-domain-containing protein
Exons: 17
Coding region: 13-2280 (755 amino acids)
Biological process (GO): N-terminal peptidyl-methionine acetylation
Cellular component (GO): NatC complex
Source: RefSeq, a predicted model, not a curated record